This is a messenger RNA of Tachysurus fulvidraco (yellow catfish), 1493 nucleotides long. It is a transcript of the gene her12, whose product is annotated as hairy-related 12. Bases 433 to 894 code for a protein of 153 amino acids. The transcript is spliced from 3 exons. Gene Ontology annotation, cellular component: nucleus. NCBI's taxonomy places the organism in Eukaryota, Metazoa, Chordata, Actinopteri, Siluriformes, Bagridae. The record is from RefSeq and is a predicted model, not a curated record. Gene Ontology annotation, molecular function: protein dimerization activity; DNA-binding transcription factor activity, RNA polymerase II-specific; RNA polymerase II cis-regulatory region sequence-specific DNA binding. Gene Ontology annotation, biological process: regulation of neurogenesis; anterior/posterior pattern specification; regulation of transcription by RNA polymerase II.
GUGUCUCACUUUAAAAAUCGUACUAGGUCUUAAAAAUUGUAUUGCACUUAUGGAGGUACUAUGCAGUAUCUUAUACAGCAGGCAUUAUACACACAAGCAGGGGAAAAAUGCACUAGAAAUGAAACUAUCAAUACUUGAAUUGAUUAAAAAGAGAAACCUAGAGCUAGCCGUGAACAAAAUGAUUAUUGUAGACCUAUAUUUAGUUCGCACAAGUCUAGAUGGAGAGUAUUUACAGAAAUCUUUAAAAUAAUCCUAUUUAUCUUUAGAAAUCAUCCAAAUGUCCAGAAACAUUCCCAGAACUUGUGAGAAAGAUAAUACCAGCGGCACGCCUCUGAUGCCUUGGGAAACUUUCACCCAGCAGAAGACAAGUAGCCGACUACCCAUAAAGUGAAUGUCUGCUAUUGUUGUGCCCAGGAAGAGACAGACACCAGCAUGGCUCCACGCUCAGUUAUAAUUUCCAACUUUGGCCUUCAGAGAUUUUCUGAGAAGGACAAAUUUAAGCUGAAAAAGCCAAUGGUAGAAAAGAUGCGCAGAGACCGCAUCAACAGUUGCAUCGAUCAGCUGAAGAAGCUGUUGGAGAAGGAACUCUACAGCCAAGACCCAAACACCAAGUUGGAGAAAGCUGACAUCUUGGAAAUGACUGUCAGCUUUCUGAAGCAGCAGCAGAGGCUUCCAGGAGCACUGGCUCAGAGAGACUAUAACCAAGGCUUCUCUCAGUGCUGGAAGGAGUCUCUACAUUUCCUUAACAUCCACUCCAACAGAGGACAAUCUUCCCAGGAGGUCCAGGAGGUCUACCAGAGACCCAACACAGAGAUGAACAAUAGGUUGUCAGUGCACAGUUCCAAACACAACAGUGCAGCUCAACCUUCCAGACCUGUUUGGAGGCCCUGGUAGAACCUUGGAAGACUGACAAUCCCUGAGGAACAGUGACGUUCAUGUCCCUCAAGAAAGUAGGAGAUAUUAAUUUCCAGAAUUUAAGUUUUGCUAUCAUAUUGAUUGGCAAAACCUUGUGAUUUUUGUUUCGUCAGUGAGAUGAAAGACUUUAAAGACUGUGGCUUUAUUAGAUAUAGCUUUUUGGCUCUUAAUGUGAUGUUUCCCCCAUGUACCAUUUUCUCAUUUCUAUUACCUUCUUUUUACUUUUAUUUUUUAGAGUGAAAGGUUAGUACAUGGUUUGUGUGAUGUCUGUGUGUUUAAUUACAGUUUACUCCAGUGGAGUCUAUAUGGUAUGCAAAUCAGAUCUAUGAAUUUGUGUUGUAUUUCCAGGUGUUUUAGAGAAUAUUUCUCAUUGGGUGGCAAAUGCAGUAAAAUUUUUGCAAUUUACAAUUAAGGGAACCUUUGAUGAUGGAUCCAAUCCUUUGUGUGUAUUUCUGUGUAUGCUAAUGUGUGCAUAUAUGUACUUGUUUUGUGUUUUAACAUAUUUUAUCAUUUCUUUUGUAUGGGCAAGCUCUUAUAUCUUUGUUAAUAAAGUUUUAUUUUUCAAAUAAAAUAUUCAC